Messenger RNA from Pleurotus ostreatus (oyster mushroom), 1215 nucleotides. RefSeq lists its product as uncharacterized. The record is from RefSeq and is a predicted model, not a curated record. The transcript has 5 exons. Bases 1 to 1215 code for a protein of 404 amino acids. Lineage: Eukaryota; Fungi; Basidiomycota; Agaricomycetes; Agaricales; Pleurotaceae.
AUGCGUGCAGCUACCGUAUCUCGCAAAUUCGCCGCUAACUUACUCCUUUUCUGCGCGUCGUCAGCAGAGACCCACCUCCCAUGCGCCUCUGUGCGCCUUCAGACCUGUUUGGAUUCAGGGAUUGUAGCCGGGUCUCUUACCGCUCUGUACGACCCCGGCCUGCCCCCUCGUGGACAGAGUCUACCCUCUUUCCGCUGCUCGGCUCUGGAGUGCCCCAGUACCCAUCCGUCAGCAGGCCAAGACCAGGCGCUGCACGUCCUCCUUCCCACACACGCCCCUGGACUCGGGGCUCCCUUCGCCGAGCACAUUUCGCCUAGCCGUCCGUCCAGUGUACAUCCAGAAGAGGACGCACUCUGCCAAAUGGGCGGCAGGCCGUCGUCUCUUGGACAUCGAUCUGAAAGCAGCGGCCCUACCCUCAACAGCUCGCUGUUGGAGGGGUUUUCCGCUGUGCCGGGUUUUCAUGGUGUCGUCAAGUCGCACGGUGUCGUCGAGUCUCCCAGUGCAACGUUGGGAGGGCCAUGCCACACUAUGCACGGCUUGCCCUGCAAUGUCUUCCUACAAGUCUGGGGUACGUCCCAUUUUCUGAAAUGUCUCGCAGCAUAUGUCUUGAUUGCAUGCAUCAGUAUUGGCCUGUUGGCCCUAGCCUCGCGGCUUCUUCUCGACCAAACUGCUCCAGUGAGAGUCUUCGAUGGCAGUCGCCGCACGAUCGGCGGCCAUCUGUCUCGUGUUAUCCAUUAUGGCGAGCUUGAGGAUUUCGUAGUGAAUGGCCCUGUAGUAGAAGAUAUUGACAACCUAGGACUGAUCUUCAAGGGAUUGUAUUCUGACAUAGAGGUUUUGGAGUAUCCUCCCAGCAUUUAUCUACAUGUCAAAGCAGAUGUUGCAGUCAUUCUGCCUUUACUUACUGCUCGUGAAUGUGUCUCUGUGGCAGCCAAACAUGGCAUUCUGUGUGGUAAGAAAUGUGCAAAGUCCCUGGUUAUUGAUAUGGCUCAAAAUCAUUCGUGUGCAAUUUGCUACUCCCUCACAUAUGUAUUUGAGAUAAGGGCAACAAAAAAGUUCACUACCUAUUUCAGUCGUAUUCCUUUGCAAGAGAAACAACACAUAGAGACAGCUCGGACGGUCAAAUCCAAGAAAGCUGACGAGCCCAUGGACGUAGAAUUCCCACCAUUGCCAGGUGUAUGUUGCAGUCCACCACAUGUUCAUCUGACAUUCAGGUGA